AAAAAAAAAAAAAACACACCACGCACAGAUAACAAUAAUAAUAAUUAUUAUUAAAAAAUGGCUCAGUCAGAAGACGCUGAACCACCGACAAUAGAAGAAAAUGUCGAUAAACCGGCAUCAAAAACAACAAGCCAAGAUAUUAUAAAUGAUGAUGAUGAUGAUGAUAAAAAAACAACAACAAUAUCUGAUAAUAAUGCAAAUGAUAAUAGUCAAAUUAUCAACACAAGCAAUGACUCUAUGAUUGAAGAUGAAACAAUGCCGAGUCUUGUUAGUAUUACUAGUUUUUCAAGUGGUAUUAUUUCAUCAAAACAAGAAAAUCAAAUUGAUCACAAUGAUAAAAAAAAUGUCAAUUGUCAUAAUGAUAAUGAUGAUGAUGACGAUGAUAAUAAUGAUAUUGAAGCAUUCACCAAAUCAACAACAACAACAACAACUGAAGAAAAUGAGUGUGUUGAAAUUGUUUCAUCAGAUUCAGAAGUAGAAAAUCAACAAGAUUCUGAAAAUGAUGAUGAUGAUAACAUGAGUUCUGGUCGACGUAAUUUUAUUGCUCGUGAAGAAGAUGAUGAAUCAGAUAAUGCUGAUAAUGAAAGAUAUUAUUCUGAUGAAAUUGAUUCUACUGAAUCAAUUGGUGAUGAUAAUGAGAGUGACAGAAGUGAUGAUAUGGAUGAUAUGGAUGAUUAUGGAGGAAUUGAUCAUUUUGAUCAAUCAUCAUAUGAUGGAACCGUAGGACAUGAAAAAUUAUUAAAAUCUUAUACACAUGAUGAUAAAGAAAGAGCUAAAUCACUUCAAGAUCUUUUUAGUCCUGAAAAAUUACGAUCAAAUGGUGAAAAAAUAAUAAACUAUCAUAAAAAACAAAAAAUUGAUGAGAAAAAAUAUACACAUGCAGAUGUUGUUGUUGAUGAUGAUGAUGAUGAUGUUGUUGAAGAAGUUGAGGAAGUUGAGGAUUUAGAUAAUAAUGAAGAAGACGAACACGAACAUGAUGAUGAAGAUGAAGAUGAUGAUGAUGAAGAAGAAGAUUAUAAUGAUGAGGAUGAUGACGAUGAUGAUGACGAUAAUGACAAUGAUCAUGAUGCUCUUCAUCAUAAAAAUAGUAUAUAUAAUCGAUUGAUGAAUAAAAAUAAUAUUGAAUUAAUUCCAAUAAAUAAAAAUAAUCAAGAUCGAGAACAACACGUUGAAGUUGCUACUGCUGCUGCUGCUGCUGAUGAUGAUGACGAUGAUAUUAUUAUUGAUGAUCAGCCUUUUAAUAAUGAUUGUAAUAAUAAACCACAUGAAAUACAAACAAUGUCAACAGUUACCAUUGAAACCUCACAAAAUUUUAUAACACAAUCAUCAUCUCACUUGGAUUUUAUGAUGGCAAAUAAAUGCAAUGAUGAAUUUAUAAUAAAUAAUACUGAAAUUCCUAAUGUUGAAGAAAUUGCAAUAGAAGAUAUAGCUAUGGAAACAACAGAUGAUCCUAUGACAACAACAACACAAUUAUUAAAUUCUCAAAUGGAAUUUAAAAUUGAUAAUGUCAUGUCACUUGGUUCACAAUCAAUUGAUAAUAAUGAAACUGUUGUUCAAAAUAAUAAUAAUAAUAAUUUAUCAUUAUAUGAAGCUCAAAUUCAACAAUUAACUCAACAAAAUGAUAAUUUAAAAAAAUGUUUAAAUGACACUAAUAAUGAAUAUAAAUUACAAUUAUCAAAUAUCAACAAUAAAUAUAAAAUCCAAGUUGACGAAAAUAAUAAAUUAAAUGAUCAAAUUAAAGAGCUACAAAAAUUAUUAUCAGAGGCAGAAAAAAAUAUUUCAAAUUUAAAUAAAAAAACAAAAAUGAUUGAUUUUACAAUUCAAACUCAAAUUGAUGAAAAUAUAAAUAAAAUUGAUAAAACAAAAAUAGUGUCAAAUGUCAAUGAAGAUGGUGGUACAAGUAUUAAAUCAGUAACAAGUACAAAUGAACAAUGGACAAACAUUGAUUGUAAUAGUCCAGUUGUAUCAUUAAAAGCUCCAAAUGUUGAUGAUUUAUUAAAUAAUACUGAUGAUAAUAGUUUUAUUAUUGGUGGUAGUAGUGGUGUUGCUGGUAAUGGUCCAACAAUAAAUAAAAAUAAACAAUUAUCAAAUGCAUUUUUUACAAGUUCACGAAUACUUGAAACAUUGGCAAAUAUAACACAAGGGCGUCAUGAUCCAGCUAAAAUACAUCUCAAUAAUAGUAAUAAUAUUAAUAAUUGCAGUAUUGAUAGUGAUACAGCAACAACAACAACAACAACAACACCACAACAUCAAGGUCAGUUGAAUAGUCUCUUGGUAGAUGAUUCUACUAAUGCUCGUAAUAAUAAUUAUUUUAAUAAUAAUAAAUCUACCUCAAGAAAACGUAAAGCUGAAAGUCCACUAACAUUUGAUAAUAGUUAUAGUGAUGAUAAUAACAUAAACAACAAUAUUAACAAUAAUAAUGAUAAUAAUUGUACACCAUCAUUUAAAAUUCCCUCAUUAAUACCGGAUCAUUAUAGAAGAGCAUUCAAUUCAUCUUCUAAUGCAGAUGGUCUUGGUGUUGGUGGUGGUGGCGGUGGUGAUUGUGCUCAUAAUAAAAAUGAUAAUGAAAAAAUAAAUAAAAAUAAUAAUAAUAAUGAAACAGGAUCAUCUGAAGAACUACUCAUUGGUGAUGGUAUCAAGUGUUUUGUUUAUCAAGAUGAUAAUGAUGAUGAAGAACGUAGUUUUUUAAUUCAAGCUGAGGAGCCAUUACAAAUGAAUAAUAAAAAUGGUAUUGUACGUCAAUGUGGUCCAUUUUUAUUAAAAAAUAUUGAAGUAAGAAUGUCAGAGGUCAAUGGUACUAUUAAUAUUUGGGGCAAAGAGAUUAAAACAGCCAAUAAUACUACUACAACUGAUGUUGAUGAAAACUUGAUAAAUUAUGGUUAUGAUCUUGAUCUUGAUCAUGAUGAUUACAGUGGUGAUUAUCAUCAUCAUCAUCAUCAUCAUAACUAUGAUAAUGAUGAUGACGAUGAAGAGGAAGAAGAAGAUGAUGAAGAAGAAGCAUUACUACAACAACAAUAUGAUGGUUGCUCUAUGGAAUUUAAUAAUGAUAGAUUAUGGAAACAGACACCAUCAAAAAAAAUGACAAAUUCAUUUUCAUGUUCAACUAGUAAAAAAAUGAUGAUGCCACCAUUGUCAAGAGCAAGUCCAACACCUGCAAAAAGACGUAGAAUGUCUAGAGAUUCAUUUGAUCAACAACAUCAACAACAACAGCAAAUAAAAUUAAAUCAACAACGUCGUCGUGAACAAAUGACAAAUCGUUUUGGUAGUAUGCCAAAUUUAGAUUGUAAUUCAACAAGUCAAUAUAAUUACAAUAUCCAACAACAACAAAAAUUUAUGAAUAUUCAACGUGCUCAUCAAAAAGCAUAUGGACCAAUUAAUGCUAAUUCACAUAAAAAAUCAAAUAGUUGUUCAAAUUAUGAUAAUGAUGGCGUCAAUGUUUCUACAAAAAAUUAUUUGCCUCAUGGUAAUAAAGUGCAUGGAUCACCUGGUCAUUGUUUACACUCAAAUAAACAUCGUGAAAAUCCAAUUGAAUCAAAUUAUCUUGGUGAUAAUGACCCAUUGAUUUAUUCUGGAAAGUCUUGUUCUAUUGCUUCAGACAUAAAACAACGUCGUGUUCGUGGAAAAAAAGUUUGUGGUAUAUUAAUGGAUUUUAUAAAAGGUUGUGGACCAUGUAAAAAUCCUUCUUUAGCUGGUCAUGAUAAUGAUCAACAACAUUAUAAACAAACUGAGCCAAUGGCUGUACCAAACAUUCGUAUAACUUCUGCAACUGGAUUGUCCAACAAUAAACAUUCCAGAAAUAAUAAUAAUAAUACUGAAACAAGUUCUUCCUCUUUAUCAUCAUCUCAACAACAACAACAGCAACAACAACAACAACAAUCCUCGUGCAACAAUCCACGUACAAAACCCAUAAAUAUUGCUGAAAUAACAAAACAAAUACAAGCAUUUCAAGAUGAUAUGGAAAAAAUGAGAUCAAAAUCAAAUGUUUUUCUUGAUAUCUUUAAAGAUCUGCAAGGCACAGAUGCAAAUUAAUUUUCAAUAUUUUCAAACAAACAAAAUUUUUCUUGAAAUAUUAUUAUUGUCGUUUAAAUUACAUGUUUAAUAUUUUUUCAUUAUAUAUAUAUUUUUUUUUUUUUUUUUCUUAUCAUUAUUAUUUUGUUUUCCAUACAUUUUUAUUAUUACAUACAUACUUACUUUUUGAUAAAGUCAGGAUAAGUGAACUUUGUGAUUCAAGUAAUAUAUAUUAUAUACAUUUAUAAAUAUAUUAUUAAUAAUAAUGAUAAUAAUAAAUGAUGAAUGAUUGUUCUUGAAAAGAAAAAACAACAAUAAUAAUAAUAA
Messenger RNA from Aphidius gifuensis, 4335 nucleotides. RefSeq names its product probable serine/threonine-protein kinase DDB_G0282963. The transcript is spliced from 7 exons. Bases 58 to 4029 code for a protein of 1323 amino acids. The record is from RefSeq and is a predicted model, not a curated record. Lineage: Eukaryota; Metazoa; Arthropoda; Insecta; Hymenoptera; Braconidae.